This is a messenger RNA of Gasterosteus aculeatus aculeatus (three-spined stickleback), 1578 nucleotides long. Lineage: Eukaryota; Metazoa; Chordata; Actinopteri; Perciformes; Gasterosteidae. The record is from RefSeq and is a predicted model, not a curated record.
GGCUGAUCGACCCGCCUCCUCCCAGACAGCAGCGGACAUGGCGGAGUACAGCCAGGUGGGCCUCCUGGCGGCUCUGCUCCUCUUCACAGCACUCACGGUCCGGGACGUCUAUCUCGGCCGUUCGGGCCUGCAGCUGGAACAACAGCCGACCGGAAGCUCUGGCCUCUCCCCGGACACCUUACCGGACAAUGGACCCGGAAGAACCGCCAAGCCCUCGCUGUACUCUGGGCCAAUGCUGAAGUUCCAGUACUGUAUCUCCUGAGGAUACAACAAGGCGUUUCAGGAGUACUCUCGAGCCAUCAGCCAGUUGUACCCGGACAUGCGCAUCGAGGGUGAAAACUUCCCCCCCACCGCCUUCAACAGGUGUGCUGGUAACCUCAUCUCUUACCUGAAGCUCCUCUCCAUCCUGCUGAUCGUCAGCGGUCAGAAUCCCUUCAUAUUUCUCGGGAUGGACACUCCAAGGGCUUGGAACUGGACUCAGGACAACAAGAUCUUCUCCUGUCUGAUGGCCUUCUUCCUCUGUAACAUGAUGGAGACUCACUUCCUGUCUACAGGAGCCUUCGAGGUCACUCUGAACGAUGUCCCUGUGUGGUCGAAGCUUCAAUCGGGUUACGUCCCAAACAUCCAGGAGCUCUUCCAGAUCCUCGACAACCACCUAAAGAUGAACCAGGUGGAUCCCAUGAGCUUCUCUUCAUCUUAGAGCUGCUCAGGUCAACACACUAAGGAACAUCAAAGAGCUGUGCUGCGUUCAGGUGUCCCGGCUUAGUGGUUCGUUCAGCCGCCGGCGUUCAUGAAGGCCUGGCCUUAAAGCAGACUCUGCGGGGCCUGGCCGGAUGUCUCCCGCCUCAAAGUGAACGUUCCCUCUGUGCUGGGUCACAACAGCACUACAGUACGCAUAACGCACCCGUUUCUGUUGGUACGGUUUGAUUUUACUUAAGCCUAGUUUAUGCUUCUGCGUUUUCAGAGCGACGCAGACGCAAAACCCCCUUGCGUGUCCCUUGCGUGCUUUUUCACACCUCCUUGCGUGCAUCGACCCAUUUUUCGAAAGUGACGCAAGCCUCCUGCAGCGCACAAGGCUGUGAUUGGUCUGCUAACUACGUCCUUUAUAGAGUCUCAAAUUUCCGCUUUCAUAGCCCGAUACCGCCAUUAUUAAAACGAAGAAUGUUUACAAGAGAACGGAUCAGAUUGAAGAGCUUUUGUCGGAAGAAAUGCGUAAAUAUGACCGCUUAUACAAGCCGUCAUUGGCGAACGGCUUCCCGAUUCAUGGAGGGAGAUCUCCGCAAAAGGUGCACAAAGUUGUGGAGGAAAAUACGCGACAAAUGUCAUCUUCAACAAAACACGUGACUCCACCUGUUGUUCUGGAGGUGAAUCGCUCUGCAACACACGCAAGACUUUACAACCAGGAAUUAAAACGAGUCGGUCGACGCAACGACGCAGAAGCAUGCGCCAGCCUUUAGUUACAAGUUAGAGGUUCAGUUUGUUCAGAAUGAAACUGUUAGCUUCAUGGUCAUUAGCACCAGACAGGAAACAAAUAAAUGCAAAUGCAAUCAAUAAAAUCUGGUUCAUGUAACAAACUAA